CUAAUAAUCUAAGUGAAUACAUCAGCUACUACGAGCCACUCAGCUACGACACCAAAGCAGUUCACAAUGCCCAUUUGCGUAGCAAACGGUCGCUGGUCAGCAACAACAAUGUCUAUUUAUCGUUCAGCGCACAUCAGCGCCAUUUUCGAUUGCGGUUGAAACGUGAUUUGGAGGUGUUCAGCGACAAGCUGGAAGUUUUAGAUGAUAAAGGCCAAAGAAUAGAUAUGGAUACGGCACAUGUCUACAGUGGACAUAUACUGGGUGAACCUGACAGUAAAGUAUUUGGCUCCAUAUCAGAAGGAGUUUUCGAAGGAAAAAUUGUUUCGCCUAGUGGGUCGUACUAUGUAGAGAAGGCGCAUCAUUAUUUUCCACAGAAAACCCAUCCAAACCGAACAUUUCAUUCGGUAAUUUACCAUGAAGAUCACGUACAUGACCCGUACGAAGCCAUGCGAGAAGGUCAUUCAGCUGGUUGUGGUAUUAAUGAUGAGGUGAUUGCUUGGAUGGAUUCAAUUCACAACACAGUAGUGCCCGAUCCAUUUCCAACAUCGCUGGAAAAACCUCAUAAUACAUCAAAAUUAGUGAAACUGCUUUCCAAAGAUGAAACGAACCAGAUAUUAACUAAUAAAGUGAAUGGUAGUCCAGUGAACCCCAAAUCGAGCUAUGAGGCUGGCUUUAAGAAGUAUUCAAAGGAAGCCAAUCAAAACUUUUCACGGCAUAAAAGAGCAGCUCGAAGGGACGACAAGAAGAACACUUGCUCUCUAUACAUACAAACUGAUCCGCUUAUUUGGAGGCAUAUUAGGGAAACCUUUCCAGAGCACACUGAUCCACGAAAGGAGAGCGAAGUUAAUGAGAAAACAAGGGAAGAAAUUUUAUCUUUGAUUGCUCAUCACGUCACUGCCGUUAAUUACAUCUAUAGGGAUACGAAAUUUGAUGGUAGAAGCGAACAUAGGAAUAUUAAAUUUGAAGUACAGAGAAUCAAGAUCGAUGAUGAUUCCUCAUGUAAAUGUACUCAUCACCAUUGCGGUGACAUGAAUCAGUUCUGCCUGGAAAAUAUCGACGUUAGCAAUUUCCUAAAUAUUCACUCGUUGGGAAAUCACGAAGACUUCUGCCUUGCAUAUGUGUUCACUUAUAGAGAUUUUACUGGAGGCACUUUAGGCUUGGCCUGGGUCGCCAGUGCUUCCGGCGCUUCAGGAGGGAUUUGCGAAAAAUACAAAACUUACACCGAGACUAUAGGUGGUAUGUACCAGUCCACGAAAAGAUCUUUAAACACCGGAAUUAUCACUUUUGUCAACUACAACAGUCGCGUCCCGCCUAAAGUCUCUCAACUGACUCUUGCUCAUGAAAUUGGACACAACUUCGGCUCACCUCAUGACUUUCCACAGGAAUGUCGACCUGGUGGAUUGAAUGGGAAUUUUAUAAUGUUUGCCUCGGCAACCAGUGGAGACAGACCUAACAAUAGCAAAUUUUCUAGUUGUUCUAUUGGCAAUAUUAGUAACGUGUUAGAUGCAAUAGAUGACAAUAAGAAGAGGAAUUGUUUUACAGCAUCUGCAGGUGCCUUUUGCGGAAAUAAAAUUGUGGAAGCUGGAGAAGAAUGCGAUUGUGGUUACGACGACAAUGAGUGCCAGGAUAAAUGUUGUUAUCCCCGAAUUAUCAGCAUUGAAGAUCGACAAAGGAAUAUCAACGCCACUGGUUGUAGACGCCCCCGGGGAACCGAAUGCAGUCCUAGCCAAGGCCCGUGCUGUAAUGGAGAUACAUGCAAAUUUAUACAACCUUAUGAGCGCGAACUAUGUAAAACUGAGUCCGAUUGUUCCAUGUCUUCACAUUGCAAUGGAAAAAGUGCCGAAUGUCCGUCUCCACAGCCUCGACCGGAUAAAACGAAAUGCAAUAACGGAACUCAACUUUGCAUCAAGGGUGAAUGCUUGGGCUCUAUAUGCCUUGAGUGGAACUUGCAAGCUUGCUCUCUCAAUAGCCAUGAUAAGCCAGAUAUAAAUAAAAGAGAGCUGUGUGAAUUGGCUUGCCAAAAUGGUACUGAUAUUUGUAGAAGCACUAGAGAAUUUGCCGAGAAAGUCGGCCUACCAACAGGAGGAAUUAGUUUGCGACCUGGAUCUCCAUGUGAUAAUUUCCAGGGAUAUUGUGAUGUUUUCCUCAAAUGUCGAGCAGUCGAUGCUGAUGGCCCUCUAGUUCGUUUGAUGAAUUUACUACUUAAUAAGCAAACGUUGCUUACUGUAGCGCAAUGGAUCACUGAAUACUGGUGGGCUGUACUGUUGAUGAGUAUAGCAUUUAUGAUUUUCAUGGGACUGUUUAUUAAAUGCUGUGCAGUACACACACCUUCGUCUAAUCCAAAGAAACCGCCUGCUAGAAGAAUUAGCGAUACAUUACGAAGACCUAUGAAUACUUUAAGAAGAAUGAGGCAUCCGCACGGUGCCGCUGGACGGGCAGUUCCGGUUCCCGGUCGAAGUCGACCCGAUAGAUCGGGAAGACCCACUUCUAGUCAAGCAGGUCCUAGACAAGGGUAUGGAGAAGGUCGGGGUCAGUAUCAAGCCCCAAAAGGUAAAAGUAGUAAAUAUUAUUCUCCAUUAGCCACGGCACCGCCUUCCGCUGCCAGCUAUCAAUAUGCCGGAGCAUAUGAAAUGAGAAACAAAGUCUGACAGAAAGAUGAAGGAGGGACCAGUGAAUUAACUGCUCCUCCUAGGGUGUCUCCUCCGCCCGAUUAUCCAGGCACCCCAAUGUUGUCUAACAUAAUACUGAACUUCGAUCAACCAAGUGAUACAAACCAUGAUGCAAGAUGCAGUUUGCGAGUUCCGGACGUGAAUACUUCCCGACCGAGAGUAUCCAGUCCGGAAGUGAUAAUUCUGCCAGGUGUGAAUGUGAAUGCAGGCCUGGCAUCCGUAGCUGAACGAUCAUCAGAUUCAGUGUUUGUUUCGUAAUUUGGGAGUUGCAACAUUCGGAAUCAGCGGAACUUUUUUUCAUUCGCUUUGAAUUCAGUAAUCAUUGUGAUUGAUGUUUUGAUAAUGUAACUCAUCUAAGAUACUCUUCUGCAUGUCCCAGAUUAUGUUCCAGGCAACCUUCUGAUUAGGCCAGUCUUGUGCAACUGUACUGCAAGCGUUAGCCAACAUGUGUUUUGUGAUUGAACAUAGAUUUUUCAAGUGUGCGUGAAUUACCCUAAAAGUAAUUUGGUCAAAAAAAAACGGGUGAACAUAGAACAAGAUGUUUGUAAAAUUACGAAUUUGUGCUAUUUUGAAAUUAUUUAUCAGAAUCAAACAAGCGGCUCUGUAUUUACACUUUUAUCAAUUUCUUCGUAAAAAAUGACUUUUGCAAAUCUUGAUUUUGCAUAACAGUUCUUGUUCUGUCUGAUCGUAAUCACCUUUAGUUUAGUGUUAAGUUUUAUACCUUGAGGAAAGCUUUGUGAAGCAGUGUAAGAUAUUAUUUAGCUUUCUUUGAGUCAAGGCUGAUUUUCUUGUUCGAAUUUCCAUUUUGUAGAUUUUCAAUUAGAAAUAUUGUCCAUUUUAUUGUUAGUCAGAGGCGCAAUGCCCAGAACUUUGUUUAACACUUGUAUUGUUAAAGUAACAAAGGUAUGUUAGUGUCAUUGCCAAUAUUUUUACAGUAUAGCUACUUUUUAUUACUUCACCUACGUCGUACCAUUUGCCAUUGAUGCACCAAAUAUCCAAAUAGGUUAUUUAAAAAAUAUAUGAAAUAUUUUAUUACUUCUUUUAUUGAGUAACUCAAAUUCCACAUAAAGUACAUGGACAGUUAAAGUAUUAUUGGACGCUCUAGUUGUUUUAUAGUAAGCAUAUAACUUUAUUUUAAAUUGCAGGCUGUUUUGUGAUUAUAACAAAUGUAAACAACUAUAUUAUCAGAAAAGCGCCCUGUACCUCAUAUAUUAUAUAUUCUGACUUUAAGACCAAUGUAAAUUCUUUAACUAUCAUUUAUAUAUGCAAAUACUUCCUUUCGUGUUGGUACGUUUAACCACAUGGCAUUGUAUUUUGCAGUGGCCAAAGAAAAACACUAUUUCUCUUCAGUUUUAACCGAUUAUAUUUUCUUCGGUUUCCCUACAUACACCUUUGAAAGAUCCGUUUUUGGCGAGAUUAAUGGAGUUUUUUUCUGCUUUGAAUGAAUUGCAUAAUUUGAUAUUUUUCAGCAUAAUUCCAAUAAUUCCCCAAUAAUUACAUGGUAGUUUUAAAAAGAGUAUAAAUCCAUGUUUCCAUUUGUUGAAAUAUUGCUCAAUAUUUGCUGUACUUUCAAAGCCAAAGUCAAAUUUUAUUUAAGAUAUACUAUUUAUCUGUCUAUUAAAAGAUUUUCUUAUAUUAAGGGUAAAACAAUUGUUUUUUAAUAACGCGUCAGUGGAAUGCAAAUGCAACAUGAAAGCAACUCAAAAUUUAUUAUGCUAAUGUUCUUCAAAUAUUGAUUUAAAUUGACUUUUGUUAAUUCGACACUUUUUGAUUCAUUCCUUCGAAGUUCCUGCAAAAACAGGCGCACAACAAACAAACACAAUCCGCGCAAGAUUACAGAUUUUGAGACACGGAAAUUCGGGACUGGCCACUGUAAAAUUUUUCAAUGAAAGCAUUUUAUGUAUAUUUAUAUUAUCAACUUGCGACAAAUAUCUAUAUAAAAAAUGUGCAGAUUCUUUACAGAUCUCAUUAAUUUUAAAAACGAAAUAUUUUCUUUGCGAAAACGGUAUUUUUGUAAUGGGUGAAAAUUGUAUGUACUAUUGUUAACAUUUUUUGAAAAUGUGAUAAUUACUCAAAAAGCAAAAAAUAAGAUUUUCAAACUAUUUGUCUUCAUCCCAUAGAAGUUUAGUGUAUCAAUAUAAUAUAUUUGAUGCUAUUCUCCGUAUCUGGUAUUGUAAAAACAAUAUUUAUGUAAAUAAGGGAAAUUAAAUAGUUGUUUUUAUACGAA
Messenger RNA from Dendroctonus ponderosae (mountain pine beetle), 4896 nucleotides. It is a transcript of the gene kuz, whose product is annotated as disintegrin and metalloproteinase domain-containing protein 10. Lineage: Eukaryota; Metazoa; Arthropoda; Insecta; Coleoptera; Curculionidae. Gene Ontology annotation, cellular component: plasma membrane. Gene Ontology annotation, biological process: membrane protein ectodomain proteolysis; Notch signaling pathway. The record is from RefSeq and is a predicted model, not a curated record. Gene Ontology annotation, molecular function: metalloendopeptidase activity.